AUGGCAGGGAUGGCGGGGCCUCCUGUCCUUCUGGGGCUCAGGGAUGCAGCAGUGGCGGUCGGGGCCUGCACCACCAGCAAGCUGGGCGGCUCCCCGGAUUGUGCCCCUUCGAUCAACAUGGUUUAUCCUCUGUGUGGGAUUUGCCGAGCAGCGCUGGCACAUAUCGUUCAGAUAUAUUGUCCUCUGGAAGGCUCGCCAUUUCAUCGGAUAAUAAAUGUUUUUGCUUGUGUCCAGAAAGAAUGCUGGGGGAAACCAGAGAGCUGGCAGGUCCUGCGUUCCCAGUGUUCGCAGUUGCAAGGAAAAGGAACUCAACACCGCAAAUCAAAGCAGCAACAGAUGAAUAACUUUGCCACCAAGGACUGGUGUGAAGAAGCGGAUGACUGGGGAGCAGAGGAAAUGGAUUCUCAGGUGCAGGUUACCAAGCACCUCGAAUCCAGUGAAAAAGCCACCUCUUCGGUGGCCCUAAGCAAAGACUGUACCGCUCGGUUUCAAGAACUCAGCCUAGAAGAAACUACAGACGGCCUUGGUUCUUGCGGUGGUGAUAUCCCCCCUUGGGAAGGACUCCUUAUUCCCAGUUCCGUUCCUGUGUUCCAGCCCUACUACAUCAGUGUGGUAGAUGAGGCAGAUUACACUGGUUUUAUUGAUACAGAUCAUGCACAAAGGCUUCUGAGGGAAUAUCAACUAAGAGAGGGUAUUGAUGCGGAACAGCUGGUAUCAGAAAGUAUUUUUGAAAGUGGUGAAAAGUAUGAGAAGACUGAAGCCAAAAAUAGAGACAAGGUGUUUCAUAAAUUUAUGAAAAGGAUUUCAGUCUGCCAUGAACAGAUUCUAAGGUACUCGCGGAGUGGGCAACCUUUAUUUAUCACCUGCCCUUCAUUUGAUACCAAGGAGAUCCCUCCUUGCAGGAAUUGUGGAAGUGACAGGACAUUUGAAUUUCAACUGAUGCCUGCGCUGGUCAGCAUGCUUAACAGCUUUAAUGGAGGCCUGUCCGUAGAAUUUGGAACCGUUCUUGUUUACACAUGUGAGAGGAGUUGCUGGCCAUCAAAUCAACAGACUCCUCUGGAAGAAUUCUGUGUAGUGCAAGAAGACCCAGAUCAACUCUUAUUUAAAUAAUCAUUUUCUUGUCAAGUAAAAGGUUUUUUUUAAUAUA
This is a messenger RNA of Tachyglossus aculeatus (Australian echidna), 1147 nucleotides long. RefSeq names its product programmed cell death 2 like (gene PDCD2L). Gene Ontology annotation, cellular component: cytoplasm. The record is from RefSeq and is a predicted model, not a curated record. Bases 1 to 1110 code for a protein of 369 amino acids. The transcript is spliced from 7 exons. Lineage: Eukaryota; Metazoa; Chordata; Mammalia; Monotremata; Tachyglossidae.